Molecule: messenger RNA, 2344 nt
Organism: Leucoraja erinaceus (little skate)
Lineage: Eukaryota; Metazoa; Chordata; Chondrichthyes; Rajiformes; Rajidae
Product: cytoskeleton-associated protein 4-like
Exons: 2
Coding region: 664-2196 (510 amino acids)
Source: RefSeq, a predicted model, not a curated record
GGGUCAGGCAGCCUUGUUAACCCGUCUCUAGUCAAUGGGCCGUAACCGCCGGAUUAUAACCGCCCGUUUCUAGCGUUAUUUAAUAAUGAGGAACGGUGGACGGUUAAACAAAAGCUGCUGCAGCAGAGGCGCUGACUGCGGGGAGUCGGCGCUACCUCCUGACUGGAUGUGGCGGUUCAACUGGAGUAAAAUAUUGUUCCUGAAUGAUAACGUGGAAAUGUAAAAAAGCUGAAACGAGUACACACUGUUAUAAUUAAGCUAAUAAAAGGAGAAACGAACGCGGCGCUACGGUAUCAAGUAAAGUACUGAAUGGUUCAAAUCCACUGGAGUUCUGGUCUCUGAAACCGUGUGGACAGGGCGAGUGAGUGAUGUAACUGGAGUGAGCUGCACAUCUUAACAAGCUUCCCCUCCCAGAGUACGUGGCAGCCGCAGUCCCAGACCUACACAAAUCACUGCAACGUGCCAGCGAUUACAGAGAGCCCGCGGCGCUAAAAGAAUCCGAUUCAAGCAACAUCUGGGGCAGGAGGUUCAGCCCAACUUUCGCGUUGAUGCUCCUCCUGCGUCUCCCACUGUAGCAUUUGGUGCAAGCGCCCUGCACACAACCUUCCCGAGCUAGUGGUCCGAGAGCGCCCGAGUGACUUGGCCUUCUAUUUGAUUUGCGGUAUGACUUCCAUAAAGCAAAAAAAUAAAAGUAAUUCCGAUCGCAGUUCCCCCAAUACACAGGAUGACGUGGCAAAGAGGGGCUCGAAGGGCAGCAAAGGGGGAGCAGAGUCGGCUUCGACCUUUGGGAAAGUGGUGAAUAUCCUGCUCUUUGUCGUCCUGGCUGCGAGCGCGGCAGCUUUCGGCUGGUAUAUCCACAGCCUCUCGGAGCAGAUCAACCAUUUCCACCAAAGGAACGAAGAGACGUCCAUUCAAAGCAACGAACUGGCGAAGAAGAUGGAAACUGUUCUUCAACAGGUGGAAUCUACGAAAGUCAUGAUUAACAAUCUGGAAUCAGUGCUGCAUGGCAAUCAGCAAGAGCUGCAGAAAACGAACAACGCCGUCACGAAGAGUGAGAGCAAGACAAAUCAAAUUGGUGAAACUCUUCAAAAGCUGCAGAAUGAAAUACUGCAAGAUCUCUCUGAUGGCAUCCAAGAUGUUAGAAAUGCUAGAAAUAGGGAUUUUACAUCCCUUGAAAAAACAGUAGAAGAAAGAUUAACUGAAUUAACCAAAUCAAUCCAUGAUAACAUUGCUGUUUUUACAGAACUUCAGAGGAAGAGUCAGAAUGAUAUCGAUGAGAUUAAAUCAAAGAUUGAUUCAUUAGAAAUGACUAUUGAGGCAAGGAGUCAAGAAACUACAUCUUUAGUCAGCAAAUAUGACCAAUUGAAAAGUACACUAUAUUCACAACAAUCUGCAAAUGGUGUACUGAAAGAGUCAGUCUCCAGCACGGUAAAAUCUCUCCAUGAUAUAUCUGAAGAGCUUCAGCAAAGUAAGCAAGAUUUACAGGACACAAAGGAAAGCUUGGCCGAGCAAAUAAAAACCAUGAUUUCAGAAGCGGGUGGUGUUUCCGAGAAUGUAGAAAAGGACAAGGAAAAACUUGAAUCCCGAUUAGUCACCACAGAGGAAAACAUUAUGGCUUUGAACACAGCUGCAACACAUUUAUCUGACAAAAUGGAGUUCUACAAUUUUGAUUCCAUGCAGGGCACAGUGAGAAGUAUUGUUCAGUCCCAUGAGUCACUCAGCAAAGAGAUUCAAACACUGAAAGCAAACCUGGAAGGUCUGCAAAGUAAGGAAACGAAUGAAGCACUUAAUAAUCUUCAAAACAAAAUGCAAGCUCUUGAAUUACAUCAGCAACAACAGACUGAGGAAAUUGAGUCCAAGCAAUUUGAGAGGCUAAAGCAGUUGGAAAAAAACGUGGGUGAGAUUGAUGAAGAAAGUAAGAAAGUUGCAGCUGUAUUAAAUUCAAUGGAAGAGACAAUGCAAUCAGAGUUUCCUGAGAAAUUAUCAUCAUUGGAAACAUCCAUGGAUGAACUGAGGUCUUCAGUCAACGAAGCCAAGAAUGACCUGGAAGUUUUAGGGACAUCUGUGGAGAGCCUCGUCUCAGAAUCUGAUAAGACUAAUACCGCUGAAGAUGAACUGUCAUCCCUAAAGCUCUCACUGAAUGAGCUGCAAUCUGAUGUUGAUAAACUAUCAGAUUCAUUAAACAGGAUACAAUAAGCCAUCAAACAACAAUUUUAAUAAAGCUCAGCUCUUGAGAAAAUGGAAAAUAAAAAGACAGUUGGAAGGUUUUGUAAUGAAAUACUGUAUAAACAUCCAUGAUGUAUUGUACAAUUAUCCAGUUAUAAAAUGAUAAUUUUGAAACUAA